Nerophis lumbriciformis (worm pipefish) is the source of this 2419-nucleotide messenger RNA. RefSeq names its product acetylserotonin O-methyltransferase (gene asmt). Gene Ontology annotation, molecular function: protein dimerization activity; O-methyltransferase activity. The record is from RefSeq and is a predicted model, not a curated record. Lineage: Eukaryota; Metazoa; Chordata; Actinopteri; Syngnathiformes; Syngnathidae.
GGAUGUUCUCCCGAAAUGUGUUUGUCACUCUUGUUUGGUGUGGAUUCACAGUGUGGCGUAUAUUUCUAACAGUGUUAAAGUUGUUUAUACGGGCACCCUCAGUGUAACCUGUAUCGCUGUUGGUCAAGUAUGCAUGCAUUCACGUGUGUGUGCGUGCAGAAGCCGCACAUAUUAUGUGACUGGGCCAGCAUUCGUUGGAACGGGUGAAAAGCGGACGUGACGUGACGAUUUUCGGGAGGGGCACUGAAACUUGGGAGUCUCCCAGGAGGGUUGGCAAGUAUGAGAAUUCGCGGUGAAUGCGGUGUUACCGCGGCACCGCCACUGUAUUUAAUUGGCGGUUAAUUUGAUAUCAAUUUUGGCCCGCGGGCCAGAGUUUGACACCCAUGCUUUACAUUGUGUCUGGGCAAAGAUGGUGCUCUUAACUGGAUUACUUUUUGAAUGUGUACUGUGUGGCAUCCUGGUGCAUCUUCUACAUAAGGUAGUUCGAAUAAAAUGAAUAAAUUGACAUUUUAACUAAAAGCAAAGCUUGUCUAGAAGUUCAGCGCUCCUUUAUGUUGCACCUGAACCAGGUAAAUCUAUGUUCUACUUCAUCCUCAGGGUGUUUGAUACACUGGGCAAAAGUUCUUCCAACCAAGGACACCUUGUCCAAAAAGACCGAUCAAAUAGACCAUCUCUAAAAUGAAAUUCCCACUGGAGCGUGAGUGAUGGUGAACAAAACCGCACUGUUUAGUUUCAGACGCUCGAGUCACAGGACGUCUCGCCGACAAGGCAUGGACUCGACCGUUGCGACACCCGAUGCUGACGCGUACCCCAAGAAAAUACUGGAGUACAUGGAAGGCUUCCUCGUCUCCAAGACGCUGUUCACGGCCUGCGAGCUGGGCGUGUUCGACGUGUUGCUGGCCGCAUCACGGCCUCUGUCUACCGAGGAGAUCAGUCGGGCAGUCGGCGCCAGUCUGGACGGCACCGAGAGACUCCUCUCCGCCUGCAGUGGCCUCCAGCUGCUCGAGGCGCACCGGCAUGACGGACGAGUGUCCUACAGUAACACCGAGCAGGCCAGCCUCUACCUGACGCGCUCCGGUCCCGCCACCCUCUACCAUUCCAUCCAGUACAGCUCCAGAACCAUCUACCUGUGCUGGCACUACCUGACUGAUGCCGUCAGGGACGGAAGAAACCAAUACGAGAAAGCCUUUGGCGUCAGCUCGGAGGACUUAUUCGAGGCCCUCUACAGGUCCGACCAGGAGAUGGUGAAGUUCAUGCAGCUCAUGAACUCCAUUUGGAACGUCUGUGGCCGAGAUGUGGUCACGGCCUUUGACCUUUCACCUUUUAAGGUCAUCUGUGACCUUGGAGGCUGCAGCGGGGCGUUGGCCAAGCGCUGCACGGCGGCCUACCCGGAGUGCACGGUGACCAUCUUUGACCUGCCCAAGGUGGUGCAGACCUCCAAGGAGCACUUUGUCAAGGAGGCCGACCACAGGAUAAGCUUCAUCGAAGGCGACUUCUUCAAGGACCCUCUGCAGGAGGCGGACCUCUACAUCCUGGCCAGGAUCCUCCACGACUGGACGGAUGAGCGGUGUCUACAACUGCUGAGGAGAGUCCACGGGGCCUGCCGAGCAGGUGGCGCCGUUCUGCUGGUGGAGGCGUUGCUGCGCGAGGACGGCGCCGGCCCGCUCACGGCGCAGCUCUACUCCCUGAACAUGCUGGUGCAAACCGAGGGCCGGGAGCGCACAGGGGCCCAGUACAGCGCCCUGCUGACUGCCGCCGGCUUCAGCCAGGUCCAGUAUCGACUCACGGGCAAGAUCUAUGACGCGGUUCUGGGCCUUAAGGAAGCAAGAACUUAAAAACAAGUCCAAUGAUACGCACAUCUAGCCUGGUGAUUAAUGUUGGAUUUAUAAUCAAUGACCACAAAUGAUCAAUUCUACUGAAAACUAAACCAUUUAGAUGUUUUAUGUAUGAAUAAUAGCACUUUAUUAGUAGUCACAGAGAUGAUUAAAAAGCUAUUCUUGCUACCUUGGCCACUGUUUUUGGAGGAACAAAAAAUAAUAACAAUGAAAAAUAAAUAAAUAAUAAUAAUUGUUGCAACAUUAGAUACUAUUUAAAUUGACAAAGUGAACCAUUUUUGGAGAACAUGCAUUUGUUUCUGUCAAAAUGGACAGAAUUAUUAAAAAAAAAAAUAAAAAAAAAUAAUGUUCUUGAAAUCACGCGCAUGGAAUCUUUUUUAUUGGAAUGUUCUAGUUGGACUCGGCCCCACACCCUUCCCAAAGUUUCUUCUCCUUUCCCCCAGCUCGUACUUUUGGAGUUUUUCCUUGCCUGGUCGUGGGUUUGUGCAGCCCUUUGAGACACUCGUCAUUAAGGGUUAUAUAAAUAAAUUAGUGAUUUUAUGUGAAUGUGGUUGAGCCACACUUGCUGCAUUGCUCAAGGGCAC